This is a messenger RNA of Pyrus x bretschneideri (Chinese white pear), 2826 nucleotides long. RefSeq names its product conserved oligomeric Golgi complex subunit 3. The transcript has 24 exons. The record is from RefSeq and is a predicted model, not a curated record. Gene Ontology annotation, biological process: intracellular protein transport; Golgi organization; intra-Golgi vesicle-mediated transport. Gene Ontology annotation, cellular component: COG complex; membrane; cis-Golgi network. The coding region runs from base 190 to 2523 and encodes 777 amino acids. Lineage: Eukaryota; Viridiplantae; Streptophyta; Magnoliopsida; Rosales; Rosaceae.
GUCUUGUUCUACCCAACAUAAGAGCCUUGCGUUUAAAUCUUUAUCGUCGGAAGAGGGAGCGAAGGACUGAGAAAAAACUCGACUGGGAGAAAAGAGGGCGGAGGAGAGGAGGCGAAUUGUGGAUGACGACGACGGCGACUGCAACCGUUGUAUGAACCGACUUUGUUGUGAGUUGAAGAGGAUUGAGAAAUGGCGGCAAGCAAACCCGGCGUUCCGAAAUCUGGAGCCAUUUCCAAGGGCUACAACUUCGCAUCUCACUGGGAACAGAAAACUCCGUUAUCUGAGCAGCAGCAAGCGGCCAUUACAACGCUCUCGCAUUGCAUUGCGGAGCGGCCAUUCCCACCCAAUUUGGCUCAGGACGGCACUACAGGCCACCAGAAUGGCCUAACUGUCUCCACCAAGGACAGCUCUUUGGGCUUGGAACAUUCCGCCGCCAUUGAAGCUGUUCUUGUCAAUACGAAUCAGUUUUACAAAUGGUUUACAGAUCUUGAAGCAGCAUUGAAGUCGGAGACAGAGGAGAAGUAUCGACACUAUGUAGACACUUUGACAGAACGCAUUCAGACAUGUGAUGGCAUACUCGGUCAGGUGGAUGAAACCCUAGAGUUGUUUAAUGAACUACAGAACCAGCAUCAAGCAGUAGCAACAAAGACUAGAACCCUUCACGAUGCUUGCGAUAGACUGUUAAUAGAGAAACAACGGCUGAUUGAGUUUUCGGAAGCACUCCGUAGUAAGCUCAACUACUUUGAUGAAUUGGAGAAUAUUACUACCAACUUUUAUUCUCCAAACAUGAAUGUUCUGCAUGAGAACUUUCUCCCUCUUCUCAAACGCCUUGAUGAGUGCAUAUCGUACGUCGAAAGCAAUCCACAGUAUGCAGAAUCCAGUGUUUACCUGCUCAAAUUUCGACAACUGCAGUCUCGAGCCUUGGGAAUGAUUCGUUCUCAUGUACUUUCAGUUCUCAAGGGUGCUUCUUCUCAGGUACAAGCAGCUAUCCGGGGCAGUGGUGGCAAUAACACAUCUGUUUCUGAGGGUGUAGAAGCAUCUGUUAUAUAUGUCCGUUUCAAGGCAGCAGCAAGUGAGCUUAAGCCAGUGCUGGAGGAAAUUGAAAGCAGAGCAUCAAGGAAAGAAUAUACUCAGAUCCUUACAGAAUGCCACAAACUCUACUGUGAACAGAGACUUUCGUUGGUAAGAGCUAUAGUACAUCAACGAAUAUCUGAAUUCGCGAAGAAAGAGGCCUUGCCAUCACUGACUAGAUCUGGCUGUGCAUAUCUAAUGCAGGUCUGCCAGCUAGAGCACCAACUUUUUGUUCAUUUUUUUCCAUCUUCUGCAGAGGACGUUUCAAGUUUGGCUCCAUUGAUAGAUCCUCUGUCUACAUAUUUAUAUGAUACACUGCGGCCAAAACUUAUUCAUGAAACAAAUGUUGAUUUUCUUUGUGAACUUGUUGAUAUAUUGAAAGCUGAAGUCCUAGGUGAACAGUUAAAUCGGAGGACUGAAUCAUUAGCUGGUCUACGUCCUACAUUAGAGAGAAUUCUUGCCGAUGUUCAUGAGCGGUUAACUUUCCGUGCUCGAACACAUAUUCGUGAUGAGAUAGCAAAUUAUUUUCCUCUGGAUGAAGACUUGGAUUACCCUGCAAAGCUGGAAGGAUCAGCGGCCGAUCAACUUGAAACUACUUCUGCUGAUGAAAACCUUGUUUUUAAAACAUGGUAUCCACCUCUAGAGAAAACGAUAUCUUGCCUUUCAAAGUUGUAUCGCUGUUUAGAACCAGAAGUUUUUACUGGUUUAGCACAGGAAGUAGUUGAAGUUUGUUCAGAAUCUAUCCAGAAAGCGGGCAAACUCAUCACAAAGAGAUCAUCCCCAAUGGACGGUCAGCUUUUCCUCUUAAAGCAUCUUCUUAUCUUAAGGGAGCAGAUUGCGCCUUUCGAUAUUGAGUUUUCUGUUACACAUAAGGAACUUGAUUUCUCGCACUUGCUGGAGCAUCUAAGACGAAUUCUUAGAGGUCAAGCCUCUCUAUCUGAUUGGUCCAGGUCAACUUCACUAGCAAGAACACUAUCUCCCCGAGUUUUAGAAAGUCAAAUAGAUGCCAAAAAGGAAUUGGAGAAAAGCCUGAAAACCACUGGUGAGGAGUUCAUUAUGUCUGUGACGAAGCUAGUUGUGGAUCCUAUGCUUUCAUUUAUUACCAAGGUCACAGCUGUGAAAGGUAGUCAGAAUCAAAAGGUAGAGUCGGUUAUGUCCAAACCAAUAAAAGAUCAAGCUUUUGCAACCCCGGAUAAGGUGGCCGAACUUGUUCAAAAGGUAGCUGCUGCAAUUCAGCAAGAGUUGCCAAUGGUAAUGACGAAAAUGAAGCUUUAUUUGCAGAACCCGUCAACACGAACUAUACUAUUCAAAGCUAUAAAGACAAAUAUUGUCGAAGCACAUGUUCGUGUACAGACCCUGCUGAAGGACGAGUAUUCAGCGGAAGAGGUACAAGGCAUCAUACACAUGCCUUCCAUACAAGAACUACAUGCACAACUUGAUAAUCUCCUUUAGUGUGCACCAUCUAAAUUGUUCUUUUAGCCGCGCGAUUUAAAGGUUAUUUUUUCGUAGAGAAGAGAAAUCCUGCAAUGUUGAACCAGUUUUACAAUACGACGAAAAUAUGUAUCAUUUUUUGUACCGUAUAAAGCGCCGGUGGGCAGUCUUAUAGGUUUUGUGUAGAACUGCUCAUGAGCUGUUUUUGUUCGAUUUCAAUUUCCAAGUUUUGGUUCAAUGAAGCACAAUUUGUAUUUUGAAAACGGUCAUAAUCUGUAUCAGAAUAUGUGCUAUUUGCAACUGGGAAAUAAAUGUUACUUGUUA